Molecule: messenger RNA, 6882 nt
Organism: Nylanderia fulva
Lineage: Eukaryota; Metazoa; Arthropoda; Insecta; Hymenoptera; Formicidae
Source: RefSeq, a predicted model, not a curated record
AGAAUCAGAAGAGAAUGCCAUGCGGAAAGCCAAAGACGAGCGUAUUAAAAUUACGGCGGCUUUUUUCCGCAUCAGCUUUGACGAAGAAGACAACGAGAAGGAAGACGAGAAAGAAGCAUCCCUAAUAAAAGAAUCGAAAAAAGCAACUGCACAAACAUCUAACGACGGCUUGAUAAAAGCGAGAAAAAAAUGCAGCAUCGCCAAAGCCGAAAUUUCUUCAAACUUAGCCGCAUCCGACUCUGAAUCUUCGCCAUCCACAUCAUCAUCCGUGCAUCGAAGUUGUGUUUUCAAACAGUCGUCAGAAAGCAUCGAUCUGCGAUCGAAUUUGAAUAAUACGGACGAAUGUGCGGUGUUAAAUCAUCAUACUUCGAAAAAGGAGGAUAAUAAGAAUAGCGAAGCGAUUUCGAAAAUCCAACCGCAAAUGGAUAAUUCCAACAGAAACUUCUCCGAACACAGAGCUGUCAUUGCGAAGGACUCACCAAUGAGGCUUGAACCUCCAUCGAUCGAGGAAGCGCGCACUGAUACGAAAUUAAUUACUGUAGAUAAGUCAUUGAAACGUUUUCAAUUAACAGCAAAUUUCUUGGAAAUUCCUUCGGAGACUUCGGAAUCCAGUGAACGUUUUCGUCUUCCAAAGUUAGCGGAACAGUCGACUGACGAAUACCUUUUUCACUCGGAUAGCAGAAAAGUAGAAAAAUCAGUGCCUUUAGUGGCAAUCACCGCGCUAGAUAGCCUCGACGAGAAAUCCAGCAAGAACGACAGUCGCAGGUCAACGUUACCGAUGACAAACGCCGAUUUGAGCCAGUCCAUCUUCCACGAGACCGGCCAGAAUUUUCCGACCUUCGAGGACAUCCUGGCCGGGACCAGCGUGAAUCCCAUCCGGAAGUUCAGCAUCGCGAACGCGGCGAUCUGCUCGAGUCUCGCUCCGAGCUUGCUCGGGGCUAUUCCUGGAGUGCCGAACUCCCUCUUGCCGAACGGAGAUCACAGGGACGGUAAUUUGCAUCGAAGUGCUACUUUGUCGAAUCUGUCGACCGCUUCCACCGCCAUCAGCGACGACACCUCUAUCGGUAGAACGCGUCGCGGAUUCAAGUCGUUUCUGCGUCUUCACAUACCCGGGCCGCAUCUCGACGCGAUAUGGACUGCCGACGCCGACGAGAACUGUCAGCAUCAUUUGCAUCAGCACGAUCAUCACCAUCACCAUCAUCAUCAUCACGUGUUCCCGCAUAUUCAUGUACCCACCAUCACCUUCACGGCGCCAGCCACCGAUGGCACUGGCCGCAAGUUCAACUUCGCCAUCCGAAGGCACUCGCAGGCGACAUUGCAUCGGACUGACUCGAUGGUAUCGCUUUGUUACCGAUCACUUACAAGCUACAUCACAGAUGAUAAUCUCGCCGGACUGCAGAGUUUCCUCGAAAAUAAACGAGUGCAGGUCGACGACAGAGAUGAGAAUAGUAGCACCGCCUUCAUCUUUGCUGCAACCAAGGGGAAAAUACACUUUGUCCGAGAACUCAUCAAUCAUGGAGCGGACGUCAACGCCGAAGACGCGGAUAAUUGGUCGGCACUGCUAUGCGCGGCAAAGGAAGGCUACACCGAAAUCUGUCUCGAGUUGUUGGAGCACGGUGCCGAUCUGGAGCAUCGAGACAUGGGUGGGUGGACGGCUCUUAUGUGGGCGACGUACAAGGGCAGGUCGGCGACGGUGACGAUGUUGCUGGCGCGCGCUGACGUCAACGCGCAUGGAAAUUUUCAUAUUUCCUCAUUAUUAUGGGCCGCUGGCAGGGGUUAUCCUGAUAUAGUCAAAGAUCUCAUUGCUCAUGGGGCGAAGGUCAAUGUCGGCGACAAGUAUGGUACCACGGCGCUCGUCUGGGCCUCGCGCAAGGGAAACGUAGAAAUAGUAGAUAUUCUUCUCAAGGCCGGGGCUAAUGUUGACACGGCAGGCAUGUAUUCGUGGACCGCCCUACUUGUAGCAACCCUGGGAAAUCACGUGGAAGUAGCGUUGCUUCUAUUGGAGCACAAGCCCAACGUGAACGCUCUAGAUAAGGAUGGUUGCACUGCCCUAGCGAUAGCCUGCCGAGAAGGUCAUCACGAAAUAGCGAGCGCCCUUCUAAAUUCCGGCGCAUAUGUUAAUAUUCAGGAUCGAGCCGGAGAUACGAAUUUAAUCCAUGCCGUUAAAGGUGGUCAUCGAAGCGUGGUGGAAUCGUUACUGAAGAAAUACGCGGACGUCGAUAUAGCCGGAAAGGUAAAAAAAACCGCAACUUACAUAGCAGUAGAGAAAGGCAAUGUGCCGAUACUCAAAUUAUUACUAAACGCUAACCCAGACCUGGAGAUUGCGACGAAAGACGGCGACACGCCUUUACUGAGGGCAGUGAGGUCGCGUAACGCCGAAAUCGUGCAAUUGCUUUUAGACAAGAAAGCCAAGGUCUCGGCUACGGACAAGAAGGGCGACACUGUACUGCACGUGGCGAUGCGUGCGCGAUCGAAAGCGAUCGUCGAGAUACUACUGAGGAAUCCAAAGAAUAGCCAGUUAUUGUACCGUCCGAAUAGACAAGGCGAGACACCCUACAACAUCGACGUCAAUCAUCCCAAGACGAUUCUUGGACAGAUAUUUGGUGCUCGACGUUUAAAUACUAACGAAGAUAAUGAGAAUAUGCUUGGAUACGACCUGUAUAGCAGCGCGCUGGCAGAUAUCCUCAGUGAACCGUCUCUUUCUACGCCGAUUACGGUCGGCCUUUAUGCAAAAUGGGGUUCUGGAAAGUCAUUCCUACUGAACAAGCUGAAGGAGGAAAUGAAGAACUUUGCACGACAAUGGAUCGAUCCAGUAUUCCAAUUCUCCUCGUUGCUCUUUCUAGUAGUAGCGCACAUAUCCUUAGUAGUGGGUCUCAUCAUAGGUCUCUCAUUACAAUCGUGGAUCAUCGGUCUAUCAGUCGGAAUAAGUUUACUGGUUAUCGUUUAUAUCUUUCUGGUACUCGUUUGGUAUGCUAAUAAGAGAUACGAUUGGUACUGGCCGUAUAAUCUGACAGUGGCGCUCACCACAAAACUGAACGCGCUAAAACUACUGUUGCAAGUCAUCUUUUGCCAUCCACCGGGCGGUCAGUGUCACGAUAGCAUAGCAGUGCAGCCGAUCAAAUUUUACUUCACUGAUCAGACCCGCGUGGGAACGACCGCCGCUGGCGAGAACGCGGUUGUCCAGAUGGUCGGCUCGCUUUACGACUCAAUUGAGAACGACUUCGGUUUGUUUGCCACCAGGCUAUACAGAGCGUUUCGACCGAAACCAGACAAGUCGACGACCAAGUGGAAAUGGAGGCAUCUAUGUUGUUUGCCGUACAUAGUUAUAUUCGAAUUCUGCUUUUGCAGCCUGCUAGUUGGUCUCUCGGUGCUUACGGUGUAUUUUAUAGAAAUGUCGAGCGACGAGCCUACGAUAGAUCGAGUAACUGCUCACAUCAUCAUGAUCACGAUCUGUUUGCUCCUGGCCGUCAGUAUAAUAGCGAAUUUGUACACGUGGAGCAGAACGCUGCAGGCGUUGGUUUUUUCACAGAGGAGACAUCUUCAGCGUAGCAUCUCGAAACUGGAAACUCUGAAAAGCGAAGGAUUCAUUCAGACUUUGAGAAGCGAAGUCAGUUUGAUGACGGAAAUGGUCAAGUGCUUGGACAGUUUCAUGGCUCAACAAAGUAGGCUAGUCAUAAUAGUGGACGGUCUAGACAGUUGUGAACAGGAUAAAGUUUUACUAGUUUUGGACGCUAUACAGGCCUUAUUUAGUGACAACGGGUAUCCUUUUGUCGUAAUAUUAGCAAUUGACCCACAUAUUAUAGCUAAGGCGGUGGAAGUGAAUAGCAGAAGAUUAUUCUCGGAAUCGAAUAUCGGCGGUCACGAUUACUUGCGGAACAUGGUGCACCUGCCGUUUUACUUGCAAAACAGUGGCUUACGUAAAGUCAAGGUCGCGCAACAGACCGCUCAGUACUGCAAAAAGACAGCGUGGACGGAGGCUGAGGAGAGCGUCAACUAUACUGCGACUAGCACCAUGCAUCACUCGGUAUCCAAUCGGAGACUUAGCUCGGAAUCAGCGAUAAUGAAUAGCAACGAGAAGUUGAAACCCCAGACCAGGAAGGGCAGUAGAAAAUUGCGAUUGAGCGAAUCGAUCGCUAGCAGUAUCGGCAGUAAUCUAAAUCGAUUAGGCGGUGCGCAGGAUCUUAACAAGAUGCUGCUUACUGACGAUUAUUUCAGCGACGUGAACCCGCGUAGCAUGAGAAGAUUGAUGAAUGUCGUUUAUGUCACUGGACGAUUACUCAAAGCAUUCCAAAUUGACUUCAACUGGUAUCAUCUAGCUAGUUGGAUCAAUAUUACUGAACAGUGGCCUUUUAGGACCUCCUGGCUCAUUCUUCAUUACGAUAUGUACGAGGAGAGCCUGGAUGACAACAUGUCACUAAAGAGUCUUUAUGAUAAAGUGCGACCGCAAAUUCCGGUAUUGAAGGAAGUGCAACCGCUCCUCGAAAUGGACAGGGACGAGCGCAAGCUGGAUGUCUUCCUCACUUUUCACCGAUCCAGCUUACUCAUCAGCGACAUGAAGAUAUUCUUGCCAUUCACCAUCAACUUGGAUCCCUACAUUAAAAAGAAGAUAAAGGAGGAGCAACAAAGCAUCGAGGAAGACGCAAAUCUCUAUAAACAGGCUAGUGUCUGGCACGGUGUUCCGGCUGAGCAGUGGGCCCCACAAAGAGGCAUGUUGACGAACCGACAUGCGAACCGACUCGUCAAACAAUCGAGCUUGCAGGGAUCCGUCCCGCCGACACCAUCGUGGGCUUAUCAGCCAAGCCUCGAAUGGCAAACUCCACCGACUUGGAUGCAAAUGCCACCCAUGGAACCAGCGCCGAAACCUCUUUCCGCAACAACCACAUUACCGUCUGAAAUUCUGGAAUUGAAGCUCUCGUCCUUAUCAGUAAACGGAGUCUGCGACUUAAUCGACAAAAUUGAUAGUCUUAACUCGACUCAAACACCAACGUACAAGCAAGUCGUUAAGGAGAACAACAUCAACGGCCGUGUUUUAUUACAUUGCGAUUUGCAAGAACUAAAGAAGGUGUUUAAAAACUUUGGGGAUUGGGAACUGUUUCGUAUGGUAAUUGUAUCGCUUAGGGAAAUGGAACUCUCGUCUUUCACAUACGAGGAGGGUCCUCGAAGUGUCCGAUUUACUGUAGGAUCCGAACAAAUUAUACGCAAAGAUCACGCGUUGCAAAAUAAUUCAAUACGUAUGCCUGCUCACGUAGAAAAAGAGAAAGGAACAUCAAGAACAGAUGGACCGGUCCGUCGUGACCAAAAUAAACAAUCUAUCAUGGAAAAACAGUUUCAGGUAACAUUAGAGGAGCAAAUGAUUUGUGGAGCAUUGCAGACUUUGAAUGAAGAAGCUUGCGAAGAUGUAUUAGAUGUGCCAUCAUCUGCACCACUGGCACCAACGACAGACUCACUUUCUUCAGGACCCGUUGCUACGUCGAUUCACGACACGGAUUACGUGUUGCUUCAAGCCAGUCCGCUGUUUCGCUGGGCGCCGAUCACCGACGAACCGGCCAGCUCCGACGACAGCUCCCACGACUCCACGGUGUUUCUUCAGCGUACGAAUUCUCAGCGCAGCAUCGCGUCCCAAUACAGCACGAGAUCCGCCUGUUCGCAUACCCCGAAGAAGACUGUCGGCACCACCAGACCAUCCUCGCUGUUCGUCUCGCCGCCGUCGUCGCCAAAACCUGCACUUAGAUCCAAAUCGACCGACGAGAGAUACAUGGGGAACAGCAUCCCCUUGAAGACGUCAUCUACCGUAUCUACCAGGAAGAGACGUUCGAUCCCAACGUUGAGCGACGAGGUAAUGAUAACGGUACCCGCUACCAGUCUGGAGAAGCUGUCGAAGUUGAAGGACCGUCUGAUAGGUACUGCGCCAGCGGAGUCGUCUCCCGGUGUCGAGAGCGACGACGAGUCCACGCCGCUGGUAUCCGAGCUGUCCACACCAACGCACUCGCAGUCUGACAGCGUCUUCAGGCACAGCGCGGAAAAUAGCAGCUCGCCCUCGUCCAGCAGGAGUUUACCGCGGGAUGGGGAACGUUCCGUAGAUGUGGAUUAUUACUCCGACACCGCAAGUCUGGUGAUACGAGAGUCCUCGAAUGCUCCGCAAUCGCCUCCCCGCGGUCAGGAUACCGAUGCCCCGAGAUGGGAGAAUCCGGAGACGCCUGUUUGAUAAUCUCCGUUUGAUUUUCAGACAUGCAAUAAUUCGCGGUGCACAUUCGACUGAUGUACACAAAGUCUGAGGAUGACUGGCGUUUAUCUUAGAAAGGCCUAUAUGUAUAAAUACUUGUGCUUAUGUUUUGAUAUAAGUAUCGAGAUGAGAGAUAUCAUAUCUGUAAAUAGCGAAUAGACAGCGUGCGAGAAGCUUUUUCUAGAGAUAAAGCGAUUAAACGUGUUCAUCCGCUUAUUAUUAGUGGAAUCGAGACGAGUAAAAUGCCUUUGUGCGCAAAUUGUUGUGCAAUAAUGGUCCUUACUAGUUUAGCGAAACGAGUCUUAAGACUACGAUGCCGAAACGACAUUCCAUGUAAAUAUUGAUGCAUUUACGAGUUCAAGUAUUUAUCGAUAUUUUUCUUUUUACUACUGAAAUGUGCUAAAAAAAGGAGACAAAGAGCUCUUCCCAACUGAUAGUGCGCAAAUAUCCUAAACCCAAUAAUCGAUUUACGUCAAUUUGUAAUGUCAGUGCAAAUAGGUGACUUAAAAGGUAAUAAAUAAAUGCUGAAGAGAAUAUUUUAAAGAAAAGAGAUAAUCCAAACGACCAAUAAAUACAUUGUCUAUUAGACUGUAUAUAUAUAUAUAUUUAGUACAAUUUAUAGAAGUUUAUCCAAUACAGUUCUAUUGAAUAAAAAUGUA